Rhododendron vialii is the source of this 1934-nucleotide messenger RNA. Its product is annotated as UPF0481 protein At3g47200-like. Bases 190 to 1806 code for a protein of 538 amino acids. The transcript has a single exon. Lineage: Eukaryota; Viridiplantae; Streptophyta; Magnoliopsida; Ericales; Ericaceae. The record is from RefSeq and is a predicted model, not a curated record.
UAUCAGUCCCUUUCACUACCAUGAUGCUUCUUCCAACGUGUUUCUUUUGCCCAAAGCAAGCGCUUUCUUUCUAGGAAUGAGAACUCCAAAGAACAAUCUUUUUUAUGCUUUAGAGGAAUCAUUCUUAGGCAAAAAUAAAUAAAUUUUACCCAGAAGACCAAAACAUCAGUCUCUAUUGCCCCAAGAAAAAUGGUUGCUGUGUUCAACAAAGAGCUUCUGAGUUGGUACCUCAUCACCCUCAAACUCAAAGAAACCGUAGAAGCCGGAAUCCAAAACUUACAAAGCCCUACCGCCGCCGCCCGAUCCAUCGAAUACCCCUCGGAACAAGAGCAAUAUCAUCUCGUGAAACAGCAGCAGCAACAGCGGUCGGACUCAUUGCGGAUCGUGAUCAGCGAGGACCGAAACGUCGACAGUGUCGAAGAGGACGAGGCCAAGUCACCGGAACCCGAUUGGGUUAUUAACAUCAGGGAAAGACUAGAGCAAGCCCGCCAAGAAGAUGUGGCGGGCGCCUGGGGAAAGCUGAGCAUUUACAGAGUCCCCCAAUGCUUUCGAGAAGGCGACGAGAAGGCCUACAUUCCCCAGACCGUCUCCCUGGGGCCGUACCACCGCGGCAAGAAACGCCUCCGUAACAUGGAACGCCACAAGUGGCGCGCGCUGUACCACAUCCUCAAGCGUACCCGUCAGGACGUAAAAUUGUACCUCGACUCGGUAAAAGAGCUGGAAGAAAAGGCGGUCGCUUGCUACGAAGGGCAAAUCGGCCUCGCAAGCAACGAGUUUGUAGAAAUGAUGGUUCUGGAUGGUUGCUUCGUACUCGAGCUUUUCCGAGGCGUCACCGAAGGAUUCAAGCAACUUGGCUAUUCGCGAAACGAUCCCGUUUUCGCAAUGCGUGGAUCGAUGCACUCGAUUCAACGUGACAUGAUAAUGCUCGAGAACCAACUCCCUCUUUUCGUGCUGGAUCGCCUGUUCGGCCUCCAGUGCGGUCUGCCUGACCAGAGAGGGAUGGUGGCAAAGCUAGCGAUCCGGUUCUUCGACCCAUUAAUGCCAACGGACGAGCCGUUAAGCAAAACUGACCGGAACCGUUUAGAGUCAUCGCUCGGACACGUCGCCACUUUCGACCCGUUUUCAGAGCAAGGCAGCCUCCAUUGCCUCGACGUUUUUCGACGAAGUAUCUUACAAACAGGGCCAAAGCCUGAACCCCGUAUCUGGAUCAAGCGAUGGUCCCAUGCCCGUCGGGUGGCCGACAAGCGCAGGCAGCAACUGAUCCACUGCGUCACGGAGUUGAGCAAUGCGGGAAUCAAGUUCGAGAAACGAAAGACCGAUCGAUUCUGGGACGUGAGAUUCAAGAACGGGAUUCUCAAAAUCCCAAGGCUCCUAAUCCACGACGGGACGAAAUCGCUCUUCCUCAACCUCAUUGCGUUCGAGCAGUGCCACCUGGACUGCAGCAACGACAUAACCUCGUACGUGAUCUUCAUGGACAACUUGAUCAACUCACCCGCAGACGUGGCGUACCUCCAUUACCACGGGAUAAUCGAGCACUGGCUCGGGAGAGACGCCGAGGUGGCAGACCUGUUCAACCGCCUAUGCGAAGAGGUGGUUUUCGACUUCAACGACAGUUAUCUAUCGCGGUUGUCGGAAGAAGUGAACCGGUAUUAUGACCACCGGUGGAAUGCUUGGAGGGCUAGCUUGAAGCAUAACUACUUCAACAAUCCGUGGGCGAUCAUUUCUUUUGUUGCUGCUGUGGUUUUGUUGCUGCUUACUUUUGCUCAAAGCUUUUAUGGGAUUUAUGGGUAUUACAGGCCUCGUUAAGAGGAUCUGCAGUUUGUAUCUUUGAGCCCCUUUGAUUUCAUCUUUUUAUUUUUAUAUCUCCUGAGCUAUUCUCUCUCUCUUUUUCUUUUUCCCCUUUCUUUCUAAAGAAGAAGAUAUAUGUUCCUUCA